Messenger RNA from Zeugodacus cucurbitae (melon fly), 1746 nucleotides. Its product is annotated as probable G-protein coupled receptor Mth-like 2. Gene Ontology annotation, cellular component: membrane. Gene Ontology annotation, biological process: G protein-coupled receptor signaling pathway; cell surface receptor signaling pathway. The transcript has 8 exons. The record is from RefSeq and is a predicted model, not a curated record. NCBI's taxonomy places the organism in Eukaryota, Metazoa, Arthropoda, Insecta, Diptera, Tephritidae. Gene Ontology annotation, molecular function: G protein-coupled receptor activity. Bases 75 to 1580 code for a protein of 501 amino acids.
UUUUAAAACUCGUGCGGUUAAACAGCAUUAUACUAAUAAAAUUUAAAGUUGUGCAAAUAAAAAGCCGUGUGGAAAUGAGAAUCCAGCACUUGAUCGUGUGUAUCGUGAUCUAUUUAUUGGAUUGCCACAGAGUUUUAACCGAGAUACCACAUUGUGCAUUCGAAGAUACCGUUAACAUAACUGCUAGUCGAAAAUUCCCCAAUGGUUCCUACUCCUAUCAAAAUGUGUUGGUGCCGAAGCAUUUGACUGGCAACUACAGUUACAUCGAGCUAUACGAUGGCAAUCGUAAAACCGUGGAGAAGCAUUUACGCGGUUGUGUAUGUCAACUUAAGCCAUGUGUCAAAUUUUGCUGUCAUGAAAAGGAACGGGUGACGCUGACAAACGGAAGAUUACAAUGUUCCAAGUGGAAGAAAAUUAAUUACUCCCCCUUUUUAAAUAUAACAUUGCAAAACGGAUAUAAACGUAAAAUGAAUAUACUGACUGAAUUUGUAGUGCAACAGGGAAUACCAUGUGACAUGGGAUUUCCAAGUGGGGAUCCGUGGGAGUUAACUGAGGAUGGCAAAAUCACUCAACACAUGUCACAAGCUGCUCGCGAUUAUUGUAUAUUUCCGUAUCCCAUAAGUGGCACCAAAAGUUGGGAAUUAAAUGCAAUCAACUGUCCUCCACAGAUACCUCUAUCAAUUAAAGUCAACACGAUGCUUAUGCUGACUUCGGUACCAUUUCUAUAUGCCACAAUUCUUAUAUACUGGUGGACCGGCAAUUUAAAAAGCUUAAAUGGCAAAUGUAUAGUUUGUUACAUAUUUUCAUUGGCUAAUGGGACGAUGCUAAUUGUAAUUGCCAAUUUUCCAGUAACCGUGAUUACUAGCAAUGAUUUUGCUUGCGCUCUUAUAGGAUUUGUCGCCUACUAUUUCUUAACGGCCGUAUUUUUCUGGCUUAACGUAAUCUGUUUCGAUCUUUGGCAAAAUGUUUGUUUCACCACCAAGUUUACAAAUAAAACAAAUACAUCGGAGCAUAAACGUUUGCUCUACUACUCACUAUACGCUUGGGGUUUGCCAGCGGUUAUGACUAUCAUAACAGUUAUUAUACAGUACUCCUCCUUACCAGACGAACUCAAGCCGGGUAUUGGUGAUACAGUUUGUUUUUUGAAAACUAAUGACUGGUCAGCGAUGUUGUAUUUCCAUGGACUAUUUCUCUUACUUAUCUCCUUCAAUAUUGUUGUUUUCUACUUGACUGUGAAGCAUGUCUUUUCUGUACGUAGUAAUCUUCAGAUGUUAAGAUCGCAUGAACAGGCUGAAGAUCGCAUAAAUCGUCUGCGUGUGCUACAAGAGAAUAUCUGGCAAUUUUUGCGCUUGUUCAUCAUAAUGGGUAUAAAUUGGCUACUGGAAAUCUUCGCAUAUUUGCUGGACCGUAUAAAGGAAUAUGAGGUUAUUUUCUACAUUAUAAAUGCUUUCACCGCUUCUCAAGGCAUCAUUUUAUUUAUAAUAUUGGUUAUGACAAAAAAGAAUCGAAAGAUCAUUAAGAAAGCAAUAAAAGACAUCUUUUCGAAACUACGGUUCCAAAGGCCUAAAGCUCAUAUAUAGUAUGAUAUAAUUGCAACAACAAUUUUUAUUGCUGACCUAUGACGUCAAAUUGCAGGAAAAAAGUGUUCGAAAAUUGGAAUUUCUUCGAGUCAGCGGCGGUCACUUGCUUUAAAUCAGUUCUUAAAUAUUUUUGUAUUAAAGCUAAAUUCUUGGUCAUAACCUUAAA